Messenger RNA from Sebastes umbrosus (honeycomb rockfish), 3621 nucleotides. RefSeq names its product aldehyde dehydrogenase 18 family, member A1 (gene aldh18a1). Gene Ontology annotation, molecular function: glutamate 5-kinase activity; glutamate-5-semialdehyde dehydrogenase (NADP+) activity; ATP binding. Gene Ontology annotation, cellular component: mitochondrion; cytoplasm. Lineage: Eukaryota; Metazoa; Chordata; Actinopteri; Perciformes; Sebastidae. The record is from RefSeq and is a predicted model, not a curated record. Bases 631 to 2979 code for a protein of 782 amino acids. The transcript is spliced from 18 exons.
CAGUGAAAGUGGAAAAUAAUAUUAAUAUAUCAUUGUAUUUUAUUUUUUUUGAAGCGGAUAUUUUUGUCAUCUAAGGACACCAGAGCAACUUUUUAAUGGGUUUAAAAAAAAACAUUAUGCAAAAAAAAAAAAAAAAAAAAAGGCAUUUUUAAUUUUUUUAAGAAGCAGCAUUUUAUUUUGAAAUGUAAACGUCACUUUCAUUCGUUUUCCGCAUUUCGCCGGCCGGCCUGACGUCACAUCCUGCCACUUCACAGCCAAACUACGAGGCUUUCUCUCUGUCCAAAAAGCAACAUUUUUUUUUAAUUUUAUUGUCAACGCGACCAAGAGUGAUAAUUAAUUAAUUAUAAUUAAUUAAUAAUUAAUUUAAAGACGCUGUGGUGACGUCAGUGAGACUUCCGGUUGAACGUCAGCUCCACAGCAGCAGUGAGUUUCAUCAGCAACUCUCUCAGCCAGUCAGGGGAGGAGUCCUGCACAUGCAGAGUCCACCUCUGUAGACAUGUUUGAGUGAUAAAUGAAGGAAUAACUGUUUAAAGAAGAUGAACAAAACUCAAUAGAAGACGUUGCACAGUUCAGGUACACAGGACAAAACCACACUGGGACUACAGGAGGUUGUAAAGGAUUAAACUGACCAUGCUGCUGCAAAGGCUGACCCUGUGUUCAAGGAUCCACCUGGAUCACCAGAGACACGUCUGCCUGUUGCUCUGCAGACCACUGACACAAGCUCCCCGGGGCAGAGCCCACGGCAGCUCCUUCGCACACCGCGGUGAACUGCGUCAGGCCAAGAGGAUCGUAGUGAAGCUUGGCAGCGCUGUGGUCACCCGUGGCGAUGAAUGUGGCCUGGCUCUGGGGAGGCUGGCCUCCAUUGUGGAGCAGGUGGCCAUGUUGCAGAAUCAAGGCAGGGAGAUGAUGAUUGUCACCAGUGGAGCCGUGGCCUUCGGCAAGCAAAGAUUGAGACAUGAGAUCCUGCUGUCCCAGAGCGUCCGACAGGCGCUGCACUCAGGACAAAAUCAACUCAAAGACAUGUCUUUGCCGGUCCUGGAGGCCCGGGCCUGUGCUGCGGCUGGACAGAGUGGCCUGAUGGCUCUGUAUGAGGCCAUGUUCACCCAAUACAGCACUUGCACUGCACAGGUCCUGGUGACAAAUCUGGAUUUCCACGACGACCAAAAGAGGCAGAAUCUGAACAGCACGCUGCAGGAGCUGCUGCGUAUGAACAUCGUGCCCAUCAUCAACACCAACGACGCCGUGGUGCCCCCGCCGGAGCCCAACAGCGACCUGCAGGGGGUAAAUGUGAUCAGCAUUAAGGACAACGAUAGUCUGGCGGCGCGGCUAGCUGUGGAGAUGAAGGCUGACCUCCUCAUCGCGCUGUCUGACGUGGAAGGAUUGUACGACAGCCCCCCUGGAACAGAUGACGCCAAACUCAUAGACAUCUUCUACCCUGGAGACCAGCAGUCUAUCACCUAUGGUACCAAGUCCAGAGUUGGGAUUGGAGGCAUGGAGGCCAAGGUCAAGGCUGCCCUGUGGGCCCUGCAAGGUGGCACCUCAGUGGUCAUUGCUAAUGGCACCCACCCAAAAGUAACAGGUCAUGUCAUCACUGACAUUGUGGAGGGCAAGAAGGUGGGGACCUUCUUCUCUGAGAUCGAACCUGCUGGACCAACUGUGGAGCAUCAGACAGAAAUGGCUCGUAACUCUGGAAGAACGCUGGCAUCUCUGCUCCCAGACCAGAGGAGUGAGAUCAUCUGCAAUCUAGCAGAUCUGUUGACGGAAAAGAAGGAAGAGAUUAUGGCUGCCAACAAGUUGGACAUGGACCUGGCUGCAAAUGCAGGCCAUUUGCCAGCAGCCAUGCUGAAGCGUCUGAGCUUGUCACCAGCCAAACUCAACAGCUUGGCCAUAGGUCUGCGCCAGAUCGCCGUGGCCGCCCAGGACAGUGUGGGUCGUGUGCUGCGCAGGACCAGGGUGGCUAACAACCUGGAGCUGGAGCAGAUCACGGUGCCCAUUGGAGUUCUUCUGGUCAUCUUUGAGGCCCGACCUGACUGCCUGCCACAGGUGUCAGCAUUGGCCAUCGCCAGCGGCAACGCCCUCCUGCUGAAGGGAGGCAAGGAGGCAGCCAACACCAACCGGGUCCUCCACCAGAUCACCCAGGAAGCCCUUUCCAUGCACGGAGUCACCGAGGCAGUGCAGCUGGUGAGCACUCGUGAGGAUGUGGAGGAUCUGUGCCGACUGGACAAGAUGAUCGACUUGAUUAUCCCUCGAGGUUCGUCCCAGCUGGUGAGGAACAUUCAGCGGGCGGCCAAGGGCAUCCCUGUGCUGGGUCACAGCGAGGGAAUCUGCCACGUCUACGUCGACGCAGAGGCCAGCGUUGACAAAGUCAUCAAAAUUGUCAGAGACUCCAAGUGUGACUACCCAGCUGCAUGUAAUGCCAUGGAGAGUCUGCUGAUUCACAGGGACAUCCUCAGGACCCCACUGUUUGACCAGAUCAUUGACAUGCUGCGUACUGAACGGGUAAAGAUUCAUGCGGGCCCUCGGUUCGCCUCCUACCUGACAUUCAGCCCAUCGGAGGCAAAGUCCAUGAGGACAGAAUACGGCGACCUGGAGUGCUGCAUGGAGGUGGUGGACAGCAUGGAGGAGGCUGUUGACCAUAUUCACAAGUACGGCAGCUCCCACACAGACGUUAUCAUCACAGAAAAUGAGGACACAGCGGAGCAGUUCCUGCAGCAGCUGGACAGCGCCUGCGUUUUCUGGAACGCAAGCACACGUUUCGCUGAUGGCUACCGUUUUGGACUGGGAGCAGAGGUAGGCAUCAGCACGGCUCGUAUCCAUGCCCGCGGCCCUGUCGGCCUGGAGGGGCUGCUCACCACCAAGUGGGUCCUGAGAGGUGACGGGCACACAGCCGCCGACUUCUCUGAGCAGGGUAGCAUGGAGUACCUCCAUGAAAACCUGCCUGUCGGGCAGCCACUUGCUGGGCAGAGAGACAGCAACUAGACCAGAGACUUUCUCAACACUCACUUGGCCUUAACAAUGGUUGUUAUGGUUUGCAUUGUCCACCAGCAGCAGCUCCCUCUGGGGUCUUGCUGCUGAUGUUACUGUUUUAAACCUCUGAAGCACACAGCAUGGAGAGAGAAGCUUAACACACCAAUGGUCCGUUUUAUCAGCACAACCACAAAGUUAACCACAGACCGUUAAUAAGAGUUUACAAAUGUUUUAAAUUCUACCUCAGCUUAUGAGUCUUAAAUGAGUUAAGUAAAUCCACCUCGUAGGCUCCUGCAGGAGGCACUAUGUAGCGAUCACAACACAAUACCUCCACAUAAUGCAUUAAUUGGAGAAACUGUGAGCAAGAAGGGAGUUAACUAAGAUUACUUUCUUUAAGACAAAGUAACUACACAAUAUUUAUCAUACAUGUAUCAAAGGAAGUGCUUGAAAUUAAUACUAUUUUUAGUAACGCAAUCUCAGGACGUGUUUUUGAAACUGACACUAAUUCACAGAGACAUUAUUUCAUGCAUUUAUAUAGUGCCUUUCAACGAAACCCAAGGACACUUUGCUUGGAGGUAGGGAGACGAGACAAAACAAAGCAACUAAACACAAAUACAGAAAAAAAAAUCAUCAUUAAAUGUGUAUGAGAGAGAA